Fundulus heteroclitus (mummichog) is the source of this 3050-nucleotide messenger RNA. RefSeq names its product calcium binding protein 39 (gene cab39). The record is from RefSeq and is a predicted model, not a curated record. Gene Ontology annotation, molecular function: protein serine/threonine kinase activator activity. The transcript is spliced from 9 exons. Lineage: Eukaryota; Metazoa; Chordata; Actinopteri; Cyprinodontiformes; Fundulidae. Bases 242 to 1267 code for a protein of 341 amino acids. Gene Ontology annotation, biological process: intracellular signal transduction.
GCGGUAAGACGCUCCCCGCUGCAGCCACGACUGCUACGCUAAGAAAGAACCGGGAGGAACCAGGGGCCGUGUCACUAUCAACACUGAGAUACGGGGAGACAACGAGCAAAACAAAGCCCCUUUCUUCCACGGAGCACCUGAGUUGCCUUCUGCAAGUCCUACCUAUUCGGAGAGCAGCACAGAAAGCGUCAUCUACAAGGUGGACAGUCCGCUGCCUGGUCACUCGUGGUAACUCGCCACCAUGCCUUUUCCCUUUGGCAAGUCCCACAAGUCACCCGCGGACAUCGUCAAGAACCUCAAGGACAGCAUGACCGUGCUGGAGAAGCACGACAUCUCGGACAAAAAGGCGGAAAAGGCUGCCGAGGAGGUGUCCAAGAGCCUGGUGGCCAUGAAGGAGAUCCUGUACGGCACCAACGAAAAGGAGCCGCAGACGGAAGCGGUGGCCCAGCUGGCCCAGGAGCUCUACAACAGCGGCCUGCUCAGCACCCUCAUCGCAGACCUGCAGCUCAUCGACUUCGAGGGUAAAAAGGACGUAGCACAGAUCUUCAACAACAUCCUGAGGCGCCAAAUCGGCACCCGGACACCUACUGUAGAGUACCUGUGCACCCAGCAAAACAUCCUUUUCAUGUUGCUGAAAGGGUACGAGUCCCCAGACAUCGCCCUAAACUGCGGCAUCAUGCUGAGGGAGUGCAUCAGACACGAACCCCUGGCCAAGAUCACGCUGUUGUCGGAGCAGUUCUAUGACUUCUUCAGAUACGUGGAGAUGUCCACGUUCGACAUCGCCUCAGACGCAUUUGCCACUUUCAAAGACCUCCUCACAAGACACAAGCUACUGAGUGCUGAGUUCCUGGAGCAGCAUUAUGACAGAUUCUUCAGCGAAUAUGAGAAGCUGCUGCACUCGGAAAACUACGUGACUAAGCGGCAGUCCCUCAAGUUGCUCGGGGAGUUGCUCCUCGACAGACACAAUUUCACCAUAAUGACGAAAUACAUCAGCAAGCCCGAGAAUCUCAAACUUAUGAUGAAUCUGCUUCGGGACAAGAGCCGCAACAUCCAGUUUGAGGCUUUCCACGUGUUUAAGGUGUUUGUGGCCAACCCCAACAAGACGCAGCCCAUCCUAGACAUCCUGCUGAAGAACCAGACCAAGCUCAUCGAGUUCCUCAGCAAGUUCCAGAACGACAGAACGGAGGACGAACAGUUCAACGAUGAAAAGACUUACUUAAUCAAACAGAUCAGGGACCUGAAGAGGCCCGCACCCCAGGAGGCCUGAGGGGGGGUGAGCGGAAAGGGCAGGGCUGGAGCCGCCAGGAACCGGCUCUGGAGGACGCCCGGGGGGCGGCGUCUGCUUAACGGACCCAUCGGCAGCAACCGCUCUGGUUUUUGAACAAAGACUGAGGAACAAACGAGAACAAACCAAACCCACGUCAGCUCACCAGAAAGUCAUCAGCUCUUCUGCCCCUCAGAACGUUUCAGAUGUUUUUUUUAAUGCUUUCUUUCAAAAGAUGUCAGAAAAAAAAAAGUAGUAGGUGCUUUUGGUUUAUUAUGUUGCCACAUCGGUUCGUCGCAUAAAGAACAAAUCCAUUUAUUGUAACCAAGGCAGGCUUAACAAGAAAAUCCAACUUGGAUACGAAUCCUAACGAAACACGCGCACACAUGCCGCGAGAAUGUCGCCGAAGACACCGGGGGAUAAAUGGUACGAACGAGAGCGUCGGAGCCGACGUUGCAUGACUUGAACCGUGACGGAUCCAUGGCUGUCCCUGGCGUCGGCGCCGCAAUGUCCGGCCCCCCCGCUUCCAGACCCACCCGCACCGCAGCAGGCGCUUCAGUUUGCAUCUUGUCCUUCGCCUGACAGGGCGACCGUGAUUCUUUUUACAGAUGCCAUCAGAACCGUUAGCUACUUUCUGUGUGCUUUGUUACUAAACGGCACUUGAAGCACAGUAAGAGGAGGAGGGUUGUAAGGUAUAAAGCAGGUAAACGCCAUGAUCUGGGUCCUUUUUUUAUUUUUCGUUUUUGAAUUAUCUGGGACAGGGUGACUGUGUACAUAUGCCUUUUUUUUUUUUUUGCUUUGUAGAUUUUUUUUUUUUUUUGUUUAACCUUGACAUAAAACUAUAUCAUGUACAUCUACAUUUACCUUAAACAAACAGGUUUUUGGUUCGUGUCAAGUUACUUUCUGGAGCGUAAGAGAAGUGACAUUGCAUUUCAUUUACUGCUGAAACGAGUGCUGGUGGGGCUGCUUUGUACAGAAACUUUAAAAGGCCAGCUUACGUUUAGCUAACAUAUAGCAUCUUUAACAAUUUGUACAGCGGAGGAAUGUCGUCACAAAAAAAAAAGCCCCCAGGCUCAUCUACAUUUCGAGGAUCUGUGCAGAAAAUGUGCCGCGGAGCAUUACAGAUGGCGAGCAGAGCAUUAAAGCGCGUGUGUGUGUGUUUGCACUGUGUGAGGUGCUGGGUGAUUCAUUUCUCCUCACAGGAGCCGACUUCUUCUCCUCACCGCUUUGGUUAGUAACAUCAGAGUGCCAUGUUAACCCCCCACAGUUUGUGAGCCUCCAGCGUAACCCCCCCCCCCCCCCCUCCUUACCAUCACCCGACUCUUUGUGUUUGAGCCUUUUUAGAAUUCCAGUGUAAUGGUGAGUGUAAAGCAUUGUGGGUAGCAGAGUGUUUAUUUUUAUUUUAUUUUGGGGCCGCGCUAACGCUGAGAACAACGAUAAAGCCGCAUAUUGUCUUCAUUUGCAGCGAGUGGGCUUCUCGGUGUCACGUUAGCAGAUUUAAAAAGCAUCUGAGCAGACGACACUACUGUAAGAGCCCAGUCAUUCACUCUGAACGUGCAUGUUGCUCCACUGGCUGUGCAUGAUGCUGUACUAAGGAUUGUACUGGAAUUGCACCCCCAACCCCCCACCCACCACCAACCCUUUUCAGCAUUAGACAGUAUUGAAGAAACAAAAUGAACCCUUGCUGACUUUAACUCCAGUUUCAGCAGUGAGUGUGUGUGGGAGCUUUCUGAUGUGUCAAAGGCCUGGGCCCAACGAUUCAAUAAACAUUUGAGAUAAAAAUGCA